AUGGCAUAUAAUUUCAGGAGCAGGACCUUUCUGAACAGCAGGGGUACUUAUUUGGGAUCAAGUGGAUCCGAUGAGGAGAGCUAUAAUUCGGACCCUGACUUUAGGACACCAGCUAGACCUCCAAGGAGGUCAGUGCCAAGGGCUUCUGGUAUUCGGUUACCAGGCUCUGAAGGUGAAAAUUCUAGCGGGAACAUGGAGAGGAAACGGUCUAGCCGUCGUUCAAGGUCGAGUGCUGAUGGGGAAGAACAUAGGCGAGGGCUGAUAGAGAGACACAGGCGUAGGAAAAGGACUAAAUUUUCUCAAGUGUCUGAUUUACCAAUAACCAAGAGAACUGUGCUGUCUUGGUUGAUAAGCUUGGGCAUAGUUUUGGAAAAUGAAGUGGUCUGGUAUGUCGAUUCGCUGUCUGGAAAUAUACUUGGAGAAGGGAAAGUUGACAGGGAAGGGAUUUUAUGCAGUUGCUGUUCUGUACUGGUUACAGUGGGAGAGUUUGAGGUUCAUGCAGGGAGGAAAACCAAAAAGCCUUAUCAGCAUAUAGUUUUAGCAGGCUCUCAGCUUUCCUUGUUGGAUUGCCAAAUUGAAGCUUGGGAGGACAAGCAAGAAGAAGAAAAGCGCAAAUUCAACAACAUUAAGCCUGCACCGAAAGCUACCGAUAAGAACGAUGAUGCUUGUAUGAUUUGUGCUGAUGGAGGGGAUUUGGUUUGCUGUGAAAAAUGUCCCUCAACAUUUCAUCCCAAGUGUAUUUUCAUGGAGAGUAUUCCCCAAGGUGACUGGCUAUGCUUUUAUUGUGUCUGCAAGUACUGUGGCACUGCUAAUGGCAUUUUAAAGAAGUGCGCCCAAUGUGAAAAGCUAUAUCAUGGCAGGUGUGGAGGAGAAAGGCUGGAUCUCAUGAACCCUCCAGCUGCCUUGUUCUGUGGAAAAAGUUGCAGGAAGAUUUAUGAAGGGUUACAGUCUUUUCUUGGAGUUCGAAAUGAUCUUCGUGAUGGCCUUUCAUGGACUCUAAUCCAACGCAGAGAUCAGCCAUUGAGUGGUUCAGAUGAGUACACAAGAGUGAUGUCCAACUCCAAGAUUAGGGUGCAUGGGAAAAUGUUAGCUGAGAUGCCCUUCAUUGGAACCCGUGGUAAAUAUAGGCGUCAAGGGAUGGCUCGCGUCCUGGAGAACUGCGUUGAAUCGGCUCUUUGUGCUUUAAAGGUGGAGAAGCUGGUGAUUCCAUCGAUGAAUCAUCUUACCAGCAUGUGGAUCGACAGGUAUUUCUUCUCCAGGGUUGAAGAUGAAAGCUUGAAGCAGGCACUAAGUGUUUACAAUACGGUGAUGUUCCCUGCCAAAGUGGUGAAGCUGCACAAGACCUUGGCGAUGCUUCCUGAUCUAAACAAGGCUCCUCCAGAGCCCAAUGACGAUUUCUAA
This is a messenger RNA of Hibiscus syriacus, 1401 nucleotides long. RefSeq names its product increased DNA methylation 1-like. The coding region runs from base 1 to 1401 and encodes 466 amino acids. Lineage: Eukaryota; Viridiplantae; Streptophyta; Magnoliopsida; Malvales; Malvaceae. The record is from RefSeq and is a predicted model, not a curated record. The transcript has 5 exons. Gene Ontology annotation, molecular function: transcription corepressor activity. Gene Ontology annotation, biological process: negative regulation of DNA-templated transcription.